Molecule: messenger RNA, 4369 nt
Organism: Motacilla alba alba
Lineage: Eukaryota; Metazoa; Chordata; Aves; Passeriformes; Motacillidae
Gene: BTBD3
Product: BTB domain containing 3
Exons: 4
Coding region: 1629-3194 (521 amino acids)
Biological process (GO): dendrite morphogenesis; cerebral cortex development; neurogenesis
Cellular component (GO): cytosol
Molecular function (GO): protein binding
Source: RefSeq, a predicted model, not a curated record
GAUUCAAGCAGUUGGGAUGGAGAUUGAAUAAACAGCCUGAGUAAUAUUUCUGCUUGAGUCAGUGGCAGAUUUGUCAGGGGCUUCAACAAGAUUUCUUCACCAACCUUUUAUCACUUUAAUUUCCCUGCUGUACUCUUGUCCAGCAAAACUAAUUAAGGCAAAAUGUGGCUAAAUUAGCUUUGAAAGCAGGUUUUUUUUUUUCUUUAAAACUGAAAGUAGUUAUGAAAUCAUAUUUUAACUAUCUGCUCCCCAGUAUUUUAAGGUGUGAUAUGUUGACACCUCAUACCAAGUAUUUUUUAUUUCCCUGCUUUUAUUUUUAAGUGGCUAUGCUUACUUUUUGGUGGUUUUUCUAUACGCUUGACCUGCUAUUAAAGAAAUCUGAUCUAAAUUUAAGUUCUAAGCAAACUAAUGACUAAAAAUUAGACUUACUUCCUAUUUGAAUGGUUUGGUUGGCAUAGCUUAUAUUCUGUUUAUUUCAGAAAGUAUUUGUGACUAAAAUCCGUCUGUUUGCAUCUCAAGGAGUGAUUUUUGCCUGAGACCCUCUAAGUCAUUCAGACCCUUUCAUUUAAUGCUUUGAAAUAUUGAUUAAAUACAUUCACUCUGGUUUGCUUUAAUCUGAUUACACAUCCAGAAGUUUUCUUCUGAUGUGGCGCAGCCAUGUCUGGUGUAAGCUGGCUUAAUUAGCACUGCUUAGUGAUUGGGGACCCCUGUCAAAGGCUGUUAUGUUAUCUGGAAACAGAAGGAGUUAAAGCUGAAGCUGUGACCUCAUCCCCGUUCAUGUUACACCGGAGUAGAAGCCGCGCUGAGAGGGAUCCUUUGGCUGCAUCGCUGGCUGUGCUGCUCCUUGAUUGCUUUAAUUCGGGUCUGAUAUCUGUCGCACGCUCGCUGAACAGCCCUUACAGGAGGGAUUUGUGGGAAUGCUACAGGCAAAGGAAGCUGUGCUAAUACCGAGUGCCCGUGGAAAUAGCUCUCACGGCAAUAGACUCAGAUCUUUCUACCUGAUUUCAACUUCUUACUGCUUCGCCUGGUGAAAAUUGAAGCGGCACCGAGGAGAGCUCACACGCACAGAGAAACACUCCCGCACUCCCGCAGCCGCGCGUGCCACUGAUUCCAUCCCAUCCUUGCCGCCGGCUGCGUGGGAGCUGCGGGAGCGCCGCUGUGGCUUUAACGUGGCAGCGGCGCAGGCUACAAUAGGUGUCACUGUGUGCGAGCCCAAUCGCGCUCGGUGCCUGCAGCCAUUGGCUCCGCGCUGCCGGCCCCGGCCGCCCGGCUGCCAGUCCCGCUCCGCUCCCUGCCCUUCCCGCACAACUUGGGCUCGCCGGCAGCCUGGCACCGCCGCCGUGCGCUCCUCCUGCCCUCCGCCCCGGCUGUAGCGCUGCCAGGCGGCUCCUGAUCGGGAAAGCUGGAAGGGAAGAAAGCUGGCAGGAAUGAUGGGGAUGUAUUUAACGGUUCGAGUACUGGAUCAAACUUAAACUCAGUUUCUUACUCUAGGUGCUGGAAAGGUCACCUUGUCUUGCUGGAAAAGAAGCAGACUCUCAGCUCUGCUGCUUUCGGUGUUACAGCUUCCACAUAGGUUCCUAAAUGAUCCUAGCUAGUUAGGCUGUCGGUCUUAACUCACGGGUAUACUGAUGGUAGAUGAGAAAGGAAAGAACAUGAAAUGUCUCACCUUCUUCUUGAUGCUUCCAGAGACGGUCAAGAACAGGUCUAAGAAGAGCUCUAAGAAAGGAAAUAGCAGCAGCAGUAGCAACAGCAAAUUGCCUCCAGUUUGCUAUGAAAUCAUUACCUUGAAGACCAAAAAGAAGAAGAAGAUGGCUGCUGAUAUUUUUCCCCGAAAGAAACCAGCUAAUACUAAUACAACUGCUGUCCAGCAGUACCAUCAGCAGAAUCUCAAUAACAACAACACUAUUCCUGCGCCUAAUUGGCAAGGACUUUAUCCGACCAUCAGAGAGAGAAAUGCAGUGAUGUUCAACAAUGACUUGAUGGCAGAUGUUCAUUUUGUGGUCGGGCCACCAGGUGGGACCCAGCGGCUGCCAGGACACAAAUAUGUCCUGGCUGUUGGGAGCUCUGUAUUCCAUGCAAUGUUUUACGGAGAGCUUGCUGAGGACAAAGAUGAAAUCCGUAUACCAGAUGUUGAGCCUGCUGCUUUUCUUGCAAUGCUGAAGUACAUCUAUUGUGAUGAGAUCGAUUUGGCCGCAGACACUGUCCUGGCCACUCUUUAUGCUGCCAAGAAGUACAUUGUCCCUCACCUGGCCCGUGCCUGCGUUAACUUUCUCGAGACAAGUCUGAGCGCAAAGAAUGCCUGCGUGCUGCUUUCGCAGAGCUGCUUAUUCGAGGAACCUGACCUGACCCAGCGCUGCUGGGAAGUGAUUGAUGCCCAAGCUGAGCUCGCUUUGAAGUCUGAGGGCUUCUGUGACAUUGAUUUUCAGACACUUGAAAGCAUUCUCCGAAGGGAGACUCUGAAUGCCAAAGAAAUUGUUGUUUUCGAGGCAGCUCUGAACUGGGCUGAAGUGGAGUGCCAGCGACAAGAGCUGACUGCCACCAUCGAGAACAAGCGCAAGGUGCUGGGCAAGGCUCUCUACCUGAUCCGCAUCCCCACCAUGGCCCUCGACGACUUCGCCAACGGCGCCGCUCAGUCCGGGAUCCUGACUCUCAACGAGACCAACGACAUCUUCCUCUGGUACACGGCUGCCAAAAAGCCCGAGCUGCAGUUUGUCAGCAAGCCCCGCAAGGGCCUCGUCCCUCAGCGCUGCCACCGCUUCCAGUCCUGCGCCUACCGCAGCAACCAGUGGCGCUACCGGGGCCGCUGUGACAGCAUCCAGUUUGCUGUUGACAAGAGAGUGUUUAUUGCUGGCUUUGGGCUCUACGGCUCCAGCUGUGGGUCGGCAGAGUACAGUGCUAAGAUUGAACUGAAGCGACAAGGAGUUAUCCUGGGCCAGAACUUGAGUAAAUAUUUCUCCGAUGGUUCUAGUAACACUUUUCCCGUGUGGUUUGAGUACCCGGUGCAGAUUGAGCCUGACACCUUUUACACAGCAAGCGUGAUUCUGGAUGGUAAUGAACUCAGCUAUUUUGGACAAGAAGGAAUGACAGAAGUUCAGUGCGGAAAGGUGACUGUUCAGUUUCAGUGCUCCUCGGACAGUACAAAUGGCACAGGGGUACAGGGAGGACAAAUUCCUGAACUCAUAUUUUAUGCUUGAAUGGGAGUGUGUGGAUACAAAGCGUUUUGCUAUGAAGAACCUGUCUGGUUCAGGCCUACUGAUUCUUAGCUUUUUAUCUGCAGAUAUGUGAUCAGUACAGGGAAUACGUAACUAAAUGCUGUGGGCAAGUUCCUGGCUUGCUGUACUUGUAGCAUCAUUGGUGAUUAGUGUAAUAUUUAAACUGGAAGCUCUUAGAAACAAGCGCGUUUUAAAGGCUUUGUAAGAGGGGUGCCUGUUUGCGGGUGAUGCUGACCCUUUCUUUGAAUCACCGGUGAAUCAACAGAGGAUGUCUCCCUCUUGUAUCUCACUAAACACUGUCUUCAUUGAUCCAUUUUUUCUUUCUCCAUUUUCUGCUUACUGCUUGGAUUGGGGAGGUAGGCAUAGAAAAUGAAGAGUCUUGUUUUAUAGCUCUCUCUGCUGUCUGCUCUGCAGACAUUUAAAGGUUCCAGUAAACCAAGCUGCUUUUGACCAUAGGGACCGGAAGAAGUCCUUCAGUUAAAAGCAGAAAAAGCACACGUUUAAACCUUCAUCCUGUGAUAUUCUCCUGUAGCCAAUUGUUUGGGAUGGCUCCAGGGGAAGAUGGGAAGAGGGAAGCAUCUUUCAGGAAGCUCCACGGCAUACCAGCCAUAUCCCCCCAGUGCAUGGACAUGCAGGGAGGAAGGGAUGUGGGCUUGGCAAGUGAACUUUGGAGUUCAUUUUCUAGGAAUCCCACCUUGAAGGCAAGGAAGUACUUGCAUGUGUUCAAAUUGUGUAUGCAGCUCUUGAAAUUCUACUCCCAUCAACUCCAUGCUACAUUGGAGUUGAUCUGCUUUUUAAAUAGCAUUUCUUUGAACCCUUGCUAAAUAAAUGGGAAUUUAUAUCAAUCAUCUGAUGCAGGAUAAUUUUUUGUUUGUUUUGGGUGGGCUUUUUCCUUCUUCCUAAACAUGGUAGAGGCAGAUUUUAGAGGAACAAAAGAUGUAUCAAUCUUGACUUGGAUUUUUUUCUGUAACACAAGAUUUUUUUUUUCUUUUUUUAUUACCAGUGGAAAUUUAGACAAAGACAGAAGGUUCCCAACUGUGGUCACGUUACACUUAGUGUAUACCAUCCGAUAGCAGUGAGGGGGAGGAAGUCUCCCCUAAUGGGUUGUUGUUGGAGCUCUUGCAAUUGCUUGUGGCUACACAUCAAUCAGAGGAUUA